Messenger RNA from Alternaria ventricosa, 780 nucleotides. RefSeq lists its product as uncharacterized. The transcript is spliced from 2 exons. The record is from RefSeq and is a predicted model, not a curated record. Lineage: Eukaryota; Fungi; Ascomycota; Dothideomycetes; Pleosporales; Pleosporaceae. The coding region runs from base 1 to 780 and encodes 259 amino acids.
AUGUCCUUCGGAAUUGCUGUUGGGGAUUUCAUCGCUGUUGGGAAACUGAUCAAGGAAACUGUCGGCUGCCUACGGUCUGUAGGUGGAGCUGAGUCGGAAUAUCAGGAGCUGAUCAGAGAUCUCAAAGCACUCGAUACAUCAUUACACCACCUCGAUCACAUCGAGGACGACAGGAAUGCAUCCGCUCAUGUUGGCCCGAUCAAGAUUGCUACCACGAAAUGCAGGUUACAGCUUGAAGGGUUCUUGUCAAGAGUAAAGAAGUAUGAAAGAUCUUUGGGCUCCGCCAGCCACGCAUCCACUUUGAGGGCUACAUCAGACAAGCUCGGUUGGCAUUUUCGUCGGAAAGACCAGAUCGAGCAACUUCGACGAGACAUCCACAUCUGCCACAGUAUCAUCAGCCUCCAUCUAGCGCAACACAGCCUUGAGCGCCUAGAGAUCUUGCGCGUAACAACCGCAAUUGACUUCUCGCAUACCUCCGAACAGCUUCAUCACGCCCAGACCGCUCUUGAGCACAUCAACAAAGAGAACACGCGCCAGGCAGACGUGUUGAGUGAUGUCCAAACACUGCUUCAAGACAUGCAUCAGUUCGUCUUCGGAGACGUCAAAUCGUAUUUGAUUCGUCUCUUCCAGCUCAUCAGCAGUACCCUCGAAGCACACGACGAAACGUCCGAUAUGACCCCUUUGGAGACUAUCCUCCCGCCUACGGCCCGGUUGCUGGAGAUAUCGCCAAAAUGGACGGUGUUGUAUCCUGUUAUAGUGUGUCAGUGGGAGGUCCUGUAG